AUGCAUUCAAGUGGACAUAUCGAAAAGCAAAACGACUUCGAUCAUAGUACAAGUGAUGAUCAGCACGGCAAUAGUGCCGUUUUUGGCCGUGCUAUUCGUUCAGCGGCCUCAACGCCCAAGUUGAAUCCGAAUCACGUCUCUAUCAACGAGGAACAUAAACACAUUGAAGCUGAUUCUAGCUGGCUGGACAAACGUCAACAAGAAGUUCAGAGGGCAAAUUGCUCUGGAUGCGUCCAACAAAGAAAAGUGAUCCUGGAUCUGCUGAAUACCCAGCAGCGAUUCUCAGCUUCUGCGUCUGGCAAUGUCGCAGCAGCCGAGACCUACGAUGGAAAGAGAGCCCAGGUGCAGAAAAUCGGCGAUAAAGGCGGUAUCGCGACCGUGGAUGGCCAUAAAGCUCAGUUGAGAACAAAAGAGGACGACAGUGGACGGCAUGCUUUCCUGAAAGCUGACGGGAAAUAUGACCUCGACACGGUCGCUUCUGGUGAUCUCAAAGAUCCUGCUAAAACCUCGUUUGCGGCGACAAAUGACCGGUUCGAUUUCAAACUGAACCCGAAAAGCCACGACAACAACACCGGUACCGGAACCCUCGGAUUCAACGACAAGGAAAAAGGCAAGAGCGGCAACUAUGCGUACACCAUUUACCCAAACAGGAAGAAAAACCGAUGCGACACUGUCAGCUCAUGA
Messenger RNA from Ostertagia ostertagi, 684 nucleotides. Lineage: Eukaryota; Metazoa; Nematoda; Chromadorea; Rhabditida; Trichostrongylidae. The record is from the annotation of a GenBank genome assembly.